UUCAUCCCAUAACAUAGUAUAUUAGUAUUAAAAUUAAUAGGAUUCUUGCCUUUAGUAAGUCGGUAAACGUCAUCGGCUUUAUUUUAUUCUUUCAGCUAAGGAAGUCUCUCUCUCUCUCCAUUUGAUAGGAAGAAGAAGAAAGAUAAAAAGAUAAAAGAAAGAGAGAAAAGAGAAAUAAUUAAAAUGCAAUGUUAUACAAAUGAAGAAGCAUUAGCAAGUCUCUUCAUCAAUGUCUCAACCUCUUUCUUUCUUCUUCUCCUCCUCCUCUACUCCGCCGUCUCUCUCUUCCUCAAGCUCCUACAUUUCAUCGGCGGCUAUCCUCUCCUCCAAAGGAAUGAAGAUGAAUAUGAUUCCGCAGCGUGGGAUUCCGAUGAAGAAGAAGAAGAGGAAGAAGAAGAACAAAAAGAAGAAGGGAGAGAAUUCAAGAUGUCUUGCAAUACAAGUUACCUUGUUAUGUCUAGAGAUCAAAAGCCAGAUCAUUUGAUAGCCGACAUAGAAGAGGAUGGAGAAUCUUUAGUGUUCUACAAUAAUCAUUCCAAAAGUGAGCCAAAUAAGAUGAAGGAUUUUAUGAAUGUUCAUCAAACUCAUGAACACGAAGAAGAAGAUGAUCAAGAAUCCAACAGUUCUUCCACAGAGGAACACUUUUCUUCUGCCAACGUUUCUCCUUAUCGCAGCGAAUCAUCACUAGAAGAUGAAGACGAAGACGAAGGGGUUGAAGAUCUUCAUGACGAUAGUUAUGAUCAUGAUGAUGAUGAUGAUGAUGAUGAUGAUGAUGAGAUGGGAGGAGUGUCACGGUACGACGUCGUUGAAGAUUUGAUUCGUAAGCGACCAAAUAGAAGUAGUCGUGGUCCCUCUCCUCUCCAAAGUGGUUUGGUGUUCAAUGACAAAAGCUACAAUGGAGAGUUUGUCUCUAAUGGAGGAUUCAAGAAUGUAUACGUGGAGAUACAACCAUCAUCGGGGCUUUCCAUGAGAGAGAUCAAAGCAGAGGAGUUAGAUGAAGAAGAGAGAGGGGAGAUAUUCGGAGAGUCAUGCACGAAUGGGUCAACGUCAAAAAGCUCAUCGGAGUGGAGGAAUUCUGUGAAGACCGAUGAUCCAUUCUCCUCCUCCUCUCGCCGGAGUUGCCCAAAAUGGGAAUCUUACACCGUCUUUCAAAAAUACGACGAGGAAAUGACAUUUCUCACUAGGAUAUCUGCUCAAAAGCUUCAGGAAACAGAAUCGUUGAAGUCAAUCAUGGUGGAGCCAAGAUCGAUCUCGGAGAGGAUCGUUCACAAGCUGACAUCAAACGGACACAAGAGAAAACAACAACAUCCAGGCAGCAAUGGUUCAAGACUCAACCCUUACGUGGAACUAGAAUCAGCUUACGUGGCACAAAUAUGUCUAACAUGGGAAGCUCUAAGUUGGAACUACAAAAACUUCGAGAGGAAAAGAUCAUCCACGCAACGAAUUAGCCACAACGACAUCGGAUGUCCCGCCGUAAUCGCCGACCAAUUCCGUACGUUUCAUAUUCUGUUACAAAGAUACGUGGAGAACGAGCCUUAUGAACAUGGAAGGAGACCAGAGAUUUACGCUCGAAUGCGAACACUUGCUCCCAAAUUGCUUCUUGUUCCUGAAUAUCAAGAUUACGAGGAGGAGGAAGAGAAAGAAGAGGAAGAGGAGGGUUUCAAGUCAAGGAUAACGUCAGCUUCGUUCUUGAUGAUAAUGGAGGAAUGCAUAAGAACAUUCAUGAACUUUCUCAAAGCGGAUAAAGAGAAGCCUUGUCAAAAGAUCAUCAAAGCCUUUUUUGGGAGAACUAAACGAGGCUCCGUUGAUCCAACCCUUGUCCAUCUAAUGAAGAAAGUCAACACAAAGAAAAAGGCGAAGCUGAAAGAGAUGCGUAAAGGAGGAAAAUACAUGAGGAAGAAAAAGAUGAGUAUAGAGGAAGAAAUGGAGAUAUUAAUGGGUUUAAUAGAUUUGAAAGUGGUGUCAAGAGUGUUGAGGAUGAAUGAAAUGAAUGAAGAGAAGUUACAUUGGUGUGAAGAGAAGAUGAGCAAAGUUAAGAUCAUUCAAGAUGGAAAGGCACUUCAAAGAGAUUCCACUCCACUUUUCUUUCCUCCACAUUGACAUUGACCCCACUAUUUUUAAUCAAAUCUCAGAAUAUACCCUUUAUUCUUUCCCCCACCUACAUGCACAUCCUUUUUUUCUUUCUUUUACACGUCAAAUUGUAGGUGAUCUAUUAGACAAAACUACGAAUAAAUUAAGAACACCAUACACUUUUUUUUACAUAUCGAAUAAAUAGAUAGGGAUAUACUGUAGAUUGCUUUAGUUCUUUUUACUUUCUCUUUGCUUUUCCUUUUUUCCUUUUCCUUUUCUUGCUCUAUAUAUGACUAU
Thlaspi arvense is the source of this 2367-nucleotide messenger RNA. NCBI's taxonomy places the organism in Eukaryota, Viridiplantae, Streptophyta, Magnoliopsida, Brassicales, Brassicaceae. The record is from the annotation of a GenBank genome assembly.